This is a messenger RNA of Gryllus bimaculatus (two-spotted cricket), 159 nucleotides long. The record is from the annotation of a GenBank genome assembly. Lineage: Eukaryota; Metazoa; Arthropoda; Insecta; Orthoptera; Gryllidae.
AUGAACGUGGAUGCAGAACUCUGGGCUGAUGGUGAAGGUGUACUCCGCAGCCGUGCUGCUGCUGGACAUCUUGGUGCUGCUGUCGCUAUUCCGCCUCAUCGUGCCGCCGCAGGAGAAGUCUGUUUGCGUCACGCCGCCUUUGCCUUUCAAAUACACUAA